AGGUAGGUGAGGGUGAGUCACUCAUUAUGGGAGGAACGGGCUCAAAAGGACAAAAAAUGUUUGUCUCAGUAUUACAGAGGCUCUUAGCAGGAAGAGGCCUCAAAGUCAAGGAAAGUACUGCUGUAGAAUUUUAUCAAUUCCUCAUGAAGGUUUCCCCCUGGUUCCCAGAAGAAGGAGGUUUAAAUCUAGAAGAUUGGAAGAAAGUAGGUAGAGAAAUGAGAAGGUACACCGUUAAGCAUGGAGAAGAAACCAUUCUUAAACAGGCAUAUCCCAUAUGGUUACAGAUGAGGGAAAUCUUGACAGAACAGUCGGAUUUGGUCUUGUUAUCAGCUGAGGCUCAAAUCAGAGAAGGAUGUUGAGGAAUCAGUGUAUGAUUUGCCUUAUGAUGAUGUUACUGAAGUUAAGGUUAAGGAAGUCAAGGAAAAGACUUAUGGAACUAAUAAACCCCUUGUUAAGAAAGACCCCUCAAAGACGAACCUCUUGGGAUUGGAUGAUGACGAUGACCUCUCCCCAGGGGAUUGGGAUGAUCUAGAAGAAGAGGCAGCUAGAUAUCACCAUGAUGAUGAUCUGGUCUUUACAGUGAAAAAGGGAUCCAAGGGAUCUAAAGCACGCCCAAUACCAGCCCCUCGCAGAAAACUACUACCUCCAGUGGGUUUCGCAGGGGCCAUGGCUCAAGCUAGGGAGCAAGGUGACCCUUCCUUCGUUUUCCCAGUGGUCUAUACAGGAGACAGUGAUGAUGAAGAUUCCCCCACAUGGGAACCAUUACCCCUAAAAACAUUAAAGGAAUUACAAGCUGCAGUACGAACCAUGGGGCCUUCGGCGCCCUACACUAUACAGAUAGUGGACAUGGUGGCCAGCCAAUGGUUAACUCCGCAUGACUGGCACCAGACUGCCAAAGCAACUCUCUCCCCGGGGGAUUAUAUCCUCUGGAGGACAGAAUAUGAAGACAAGAGCAAAGAAACUGUACAAAAAUCCUCAGGAAAAAGGGGGCCCAAGGUAACUUUAGAGAUGAUGCUGGGGACAGGAGCAUUUGUUGCCCCUGCUUCUCAGGUAAAAAUACCCAAGUUUAUCCUAAAAGAGGUUACUACCAACGCUGUUUUGGCCUGGAGAGCAAUCCCGCCUCCUGGGUCAAAAAAGACUGUCUUGACAGGAAUAAAACAAGGAAAUGAGGAAUCCUAUGAGACCUUUGUCUCUAGACUGGAGGAAGCUAUCCACAGAAUGAUGCCCCCAGGAGAAGGGGCUAAAAUGCUCUUAAAGCAAUUGGCAUGGGAAAAUGCUAAUUCACUAUACCAGGAUCUUAUAAGAUCAGUGAGAAAGACGGGAAGUAUACAGGACUAUGUCAAAGCCUACAUAGAUGCCUCCCCUGCAGUGGUACAGGGGAUGGCCUAUGCUGCUGCCAUGAGAGGACAGAAGUACUCAGCCUUUGUUAAGCAAACAUAUGGAGGAAACAAUGCUAGGGGCAACUCUGGCCCCACUUGUUACUUAUGUGGAGAAGUGGGACAUUUAAAGAAAGAUUGCAAAAGAGGUCAAGGGGAGGGCAAACGCCCCCCUCCUGGCCUGUGCCCGCGCUGCAAGAAGGGCAGGCAUUGGAAAAGUGAGUGUAGAUCAAAGUAUGACAAGGAUGGAAAUUUGAUUACAGAUAAAAAGGAGGAAGAAACAAAAAACUAGAUGAGGGGCAGCCUCUCAGCCCCAUACAAAGAGAGGAAAAUAAAGGUCAAACCUCGAGUUAAACCCCGAGGCCAUUCCAUUCACUAUUCAUGACCUUCCGAGAGCUACACCCGGAAGCACGGGUUUAGAUCUCUCGUCCAAGGUCGAUGUCAUCAUUUCUAUGGAAGAAGGGACGGUUUUAGUCCCUACAGCAGUAAGGGAAACUCUACCUGAGGGAGUUAUUACAGGGCUCCUUAUAGGAAGAAGUUCCAACUAUAAGAAGGGCCUAGAGGUCCUUCCAGGAGUCAUAGAUGCAGAUUAUCAAGGGGAAAUAAAAAUUAUGGUUAAAACAACCAAACAUACAGUCAUCAUACACCAAGGAGAGCGUAUCGCCCAGAUAUUACUCUUGCCAUAUUUAAAGCUGCCCAAUCCAGUGCUCCAGUCAGAAAGAGGACUGGGAGAGUUUGGAUCUACUGACCACAUACAUUGGGUCAAAGAAAUCAAGGAAAGCAGGCCAAUGCUCACUAUUUAUCUUAAUGGUAGAAAGUUUGUAGGCCUUCUUGACACAGGGGCAGAUAAGACAUGCAUUUCAGGAAAAGACUGGCCUUCUCAUUGGGCCGUCCAUCAAACAGAGAAUUCCCUACAGGGCUUAGGCAUGGCCUCAGGAGUAGCCAGAAGCAGCGAGCCUCUGAUUUGGGAACAUGAGAACAAGACAGGUAGCAUACAGCCUUAUGUCAUACCUACAUUACCAUUUACCCUCUGGGGAAGAGACAUUAUAAAAGACAUGGAUGUAAAAUUGGUCACAGCAGAACAGGAUUUUUGAUGGGGGCCAUUGAGGACAACCUGUUCGCAGAUCAAAUAUCGUGGAGAUCUGACCAGCCUGUAUGGCUCAAUCAAUGGCCCCUGAAAGAAGAAAAAUUACAGGCUUUACAGGAAUUAGUCCAGGAACAAUUGAGGCUAGGACACAUAGAGGAAACCAAUAGCCCGUGGAACACUCCGGUGUUUGUUAUAAAGAAGAAAUCAGGUAAAUAGAGAUUACUACAAGACCUAAGGGCGAUUAAUAGCACCAUGCAUGACAUGGGGGCCCUCCAGCCUGGAUUGCCAUCCCCGGUGGCAGUCCCCAAAAACUGGGAGGUAAUAAUUAUAGAUCCUCAAGAUUGUUUCUUUAAUAUAAAGUUACAUCCUAAAGAUUGUAAGAGAUUUGCCUUUAGUGUUCCUUCUUCAAAUUACCAACGACCCUAUCAACGAUAUCAGUGGAAAGUACUCCCCCAGGGGAUGAAAAAUAGUCCCACAUUAUGUCAAAAAUUUGUGGAUCAGGCCAUUUCUUCCGUCAGGAAAAAAUAUAAAAAUUCAUAUAUAAUUCAUUAUAUGGAUGAUAUAUUGAUAGCCCACCCUCAGAGGGCCAUAGUGGACCAACAAUUAAUUGACCUUGUAAAUGCUUUGGAGGAAUUUGGCUUGAUUGUCUCUGAGGAGAAAAUUCAGAAAUAUGAUAAUUUGAAGUAUUUAGGUACCAAUAUUAGAGGUAAUAAUAUAACAUAUCAGAAAUUACAGAUAAGACAUGAUAGACUAAGAACGUUGAAUGAUUUUCAAAAGCUUUUGGGUAAUAUUAAUUGGAUCAGACUCUAUUUGAAAAUAAUUACCGGAGAGUUGAAACCAUUAUUUGAGAUACUUAAUGGAGAUCCUAACCCCAUAUCUACCAGACAAUUGAUUAUUGAGGCCUGUGAGGCAUUAAACAAAGUAAAUGAAAAAUUGACUCUAGCAAGGGUCCAACGCUUGGAUCCUGCUGAAGAGUGGUCCUUGUGCAUUCUAAAAACUAAUUAUACCCCCACAGCCUGCCUGUGGCAGAAUGGGAUAUUGGAAUGGAUUCAUUUACCUCAUAUUUCGCAUAAAGUUUUGGUUUCUUAUGAUACCCUAUGCACUCAAUUGAUUAUCAAGGGAAGACACAGGUCUAAGGAAUUAUUUGGAAGAGAUGUACAUAAUAUUGUCAUCCCAUAUAAUAAAGCUCAACUGGAACAAUUAUUGCAAGAAAAUGAUGAAUGGAUCAUAUCCUUAAUUGGCUUUACAGAGAAAAUAUUUUUCCAUUUACCUCAGGACCCAGUUUUAACUUUUGUAUUAGAAAAUGAGGUGAUUUUCCCUAGAGGAUAUUCUAAAACUCCAUUAGAAGAUGGAAUCAAUAUAUUCACUGAUGGGUCCUCAAAUGGACGAUCAGUGGUGUGUAUACAAAAUAGGGACCCCAUUAUUAAGAAGAAUUCAGGAUAUUCAGCUCAACAGGCUGAAAUUGAAGCAGUCUUAAUAGCUUUUACAGAAGUGAAACAGGCUUUCAACCUUUACACAGACUCCAAAUAUAUAUUUAACUUGUUUCCGGAAAUAGAGACGACAGUCCUGUCGCCGAGAACCACGGUUUAUCUCAAAUUAAAACAGUUACAAGAAUCUAUUCAGCAGAGACAGAAUAAAUAUUUUAUAGGGCACGUGAGGGGCCACUCGGGGCUUCCAGGUCCUAUAGCCCAAGGAAAUGCUUUAGCAGAUUCACUAACAAAAAUCAUACAGGCUGUAGAGACAGCUAAAAAGAGUCAUGAUCUACAUCAUCAGAAUGCUGCUGCACUUAGAUAUCAUUUUCAAGUUACUCGUGAACAGGCACAAGAAAUAAUUAAAUCUUGUCCUCAUUGUCCAGAUUGGGGGCAUGCAUUAAAGAUGGGAGUUAAUCCACGAGGAUUAAAACCUCGCAUUUUAUGGCAAAUGGAUGUGACUCACAUAUCAGAGUUUGGAAAAUUGAGUUAUGUCCAUGUCACAGUGGACACCUACUCACACAUGGUGUUUGCCUCUGCCAGAACGGGAGAGGCAGUGAAAGGUGUAAUACAACACCUGGUGCAGAGUUUCUCUUACAUGGGUAUCCCGAAGAAAAUAAAGACUGACAAUGCGCCUGCCUUUGUGGCAAAAACCUUAGAGCAUUUUUAUCAACAGUGGAACAUAGCCCAUGUCACAGGAAUUCCAUACAACCCACAAGGGCAAGCCAUUGUGAAACGUAUGCAUCAGAAUAUUAAAGCACAGAUUCAAAAGUUAAGGUCAGCAGGUAAGUAUACAACUCCCCAUCAUUUGCUUAGCCAUUCCCUAUUCGUUUUGAAUCAUGUAAAUACAGAUAACCAGGGGCUUACAGCCGCCGAAAGACAUUGGGCGGAGAAGGAGAGUGCUCCUAAACCCCUGGUCAGAUGGAAAGACCAAUUAACUGGCCAAUGGAAGGGGCCAGAUGUGCUAAUUGCCUCUGGACGAGGCUAUGCUUGUGUUUUCCCACAGGAUGCCGAAUCACCAAUUUGAGUCCCAGACAGACUCAUCAGGCCAGCCAAAGGAAACGGACAUCCGUCCCCCACCCCGAAAGAGGCCGAACCGCCGGAUAAUGUGGAACCUGGCCAAAAAGAUCAAGGCGACUCGCCUGGAGCCGAAAAUGAAACCACGCCAGACGCCGACGUGGACACAGCUUAAAACCCUGACAGCUCAGGCAAAGGAAGUAUUGAAGGCUGCACAUGCCCCGGAAACGGCAACCUUGCUGUUUGUGGCUAUGCUUGCAGUCAUGAGUGCGCCCACCGCUUUAGGGGAAAGUUAUUGGGCUUACUUACCAAAGCCACCCAUAUUACAUCCUGUAAGGUGAUAGGUGUCGGAUCACAUCAAGGUUUUAACCAAUCAAACAUUAGUGAUAGGGGGAUCGCCUGACUUUCACCUUCUAAAGAACAGCUCGGGUUAUGUAGAUUUUGAGGGAAAGUCCGAUUCUCUGCCCAUUUGCUUCUCUUUCUCCCCUUCGGUGCCAGUGGGCUGUUUUCAAGUGGGAAAAGGGGUGUUUAACACAGAUACCCCCACCUUGGACAAUACCAAACCAGAUGGAAAGGGCAAUGGGCGGCGUAUGUGGGAAUUGUGGAUGACCACCGUGGGCGAUAAAGAAGAAAAAAGACAACAUUAUACCACAGCAAAGAAUCUUCCGCCGCGCUACCCCCAUUGCAGAGCAGCAUUUAAAAAGAACGCCCUUUGGGAGGGAGAUGAGAAUGCUUUCCCGCGCUGGCUUCCAUGUGCCUUCCCUGACAAUGGGGUAAGAUUCUCUCCCUUAGGCGCUGCUGGACUUCUCUGGGACUUCUCCAUGUCCUCACCUGAUAAAGAUCAGAGCAAUUAUCUCUCCACCAACUCAAAACUUUAUGGGAACUACGUGCCUCCAGUUGGAAAACCGAUCAAAAGAUGGUAUGAUGCGGGGUGGGUAGAACCGACAUGGUUCUGGGAGCCACUCCACACGGACCUCCCUGAUAGACAGAACAAACCACUGAUAGAACAUCCAGAACUGUUCCGACUGGUUGCUUCUAGUGAGAAACUUUUGCUGAAGAAACCAGGAGCUGCUGAUUAUGAUGCUGUUUCAGUUUCUGCUUGUGUUACCUAUCCCUAUGCAAUAUUAGUAGGAUUGCCACAAUUGAUUAGCAUAGAUAAGGUUGAAUCUAUUUUUAGUAUUAAGUGUACAUCAUGCAAGCUGACUAAUUACAUUGAUUCCACUGUAUCGGGAUCUGUUAUAUUGAUUGUCAGGAGACCUCCUUAUGUUUUGUUACCGGUAGACUUGGGAGAUGAGCCAUGGUUUGAUGAUUCUGCCAUCCAGACUAUUAGGUAUGCUACGGGUUUGAUUAGGACAAAAAGAUUUGUAGCAGCCUUAAUUCUAGGUAUAACCGCUUUGAUAGCUAUUGUUACUUCUUUUGCUGUUUCUACUACUGCUUUGGUUAAGGAAAUGCAGACUGCCACUUUUGUUAAUGAUCUCCAUAAGAAUGUUACCCUUGCAUUAUCAGAACAGAAGAUUAUAGAUUUGAAAUUAGAAACUAGAUUAAAUGCCCUAGAAGAGGUAGUAUUAGAAUUAGGACGAGAUGUUACAAACAUUAAGACUAGGAUGGCCACACGCUGUCACGCUAAUUAUGAUUUUAUUUGUGUGACUCCUUUACCUUAUAAUGCUACAGAAAAAUGGGAAAGGACCAAAGCACAUUUGCUAGGCAUAUGGGAUGAUGAUAACAUUUCUUAUAAUAUUCAGGAAUUGACAUCCUUAAUCACAGAAAUGAGUAAGCAACAUGUAGAUACAGUGGACCUCUCUGGAUUGGCAAGAUCCUUUGCGGAUAGAGUUAAAUCAUUAAAUCCAAUCGAUUGGACACAAUAUUUUAUUUUUAUUGGAGUUGGGAUUUUACUACUUGUUGUUGUACUAAUGAUCUUCCCAAUUGUAUUCCGAUGCUUUGCAGAUUCCAUUGCCCAGGUUCAAGCAGAUCUCAAUUUAGUGCUUUUAAAAAAUAAAAAAGGAGGAGCUGCCGCGCCUGCAGCAGAGAUAAUCGAGCUCCGGGGCAGACAUGAUGACUGAGUGGGAGCCGGUUCGAGGGUUCGCACCACACGUGGUUAAGCCCCCUGCUUUCGUGCGGCAGACUCCAAGAAGAUGUGCACCUGGACUUGCCCCCUGCUGCAAACUUGGCUCUGGGCUGAUGGGCAUCUGGGUCAUGGGAAAGAUCGUAGUCGGCACCUAUUUCUUUACUCUUUCUUUGUUUGAUUCUGAGUAUGAUCUUGGCAAGACAGAGACUUCCUUUAAUAAUAGGAGAGAAGGUCCUGAUCUAUUUUUGAUUACUAAUACCACAAGCUUUCCUGCUUCCUCUUUACAGCAGACAGAGCCUCUGAUGACAGGGACUCCAAGGUUGCAGAUUAUGUCUUCUCUUAUAGAUAAGGAAAUCAAAGAUUUAGCAAAGAAUUAUACUUAUAAGGAUAGUGAUACUUCUUCUAUUAGGGUGUUGGUAGAACUGUUGAGAAAUGAUUCCUUGAGCUUUGGGUCGGCUAUGAAUAUUUUACAGAGUAUAGAAACAGGUGGUGGCAACCAGGUACUUACAGGGGACCAUAUGUGUAUCGACCAAUGGAUGCUCCAUUACCAUAUACUGGAGAAUAUGAUUUGAAUUUUAAUAGGUGGGUUACUAAGGAUGGAUAUAGGGUCAGGUAUUUGUCACUGCCUUGGUCAGAAAGAUUGGCAAGAGCCCGUCCUCCUUGGUGUGUGCUCUCAGAAGAAGAGAAAUGGGAGGAAAGGUCACAGAUCAUCAGAUACUUUAGACAGGGAUCAGACAUGCAAUAUUAUUGCCCCAAGCCUUAGAUGUGCAUCUACAGGACUAGCGAAGAUGGGAUCAAAGGGUUAACUAGAGCGAUAGAACUAGGUGCACAGAGCUGAUGGCGUAAGAUAUGGUAGACUUGCGGUCCCCUGAAACUUCCUCCUUGGCGUGACAAACGGAAAACUAGACUAGGCUGGCUGACUGCGGCUCGUCUGAAAAAAAUAACAAGCUGUAACUUUUUACAGAAAAACCAAAUGUUCUUGGCCAUGGUCCAAGAUUGUUAUACAAUGAAAAUUGUGUAUAAAUGUCUAAUGCUCUCUCAGUAAAGUUGCAACAGCUGAAGACACUC
Rattus norvegicus (Norway rat) is the source of this 8082-nucleotide messenger RNA. NCBI's taxonomy places the organism in Eukaryota, Metazoa, Chordata, Mammalia, Rodentia, Muridae. The record is from RefSeq and is a predicted model, not a curated record.